AUGCCCAGCUCCAGCCUUAGCCUCAACACCCAGGUCCUUCUUCUCCAGAGCAACAACAUCUCCUUGGUCAGCGUGGAGCUCCAGGGUUUGGCCAACCUAACAGAGCUGGACCUCUCCCAGAACCACUUCAACCAGAUCCAGGACAUUGGGCUGGGGAACCUCAGCCAGCUGGUCACCCUGUACCUAGAAGAGAACCAAGUGACGGAGCUGCAGGACUUCAGUCUGAAGGACCUGGCCAAUCUAGAGGAGCUCUACAUCAACCACAACCAGAUAUCCUCAAUUGGGCCCAAAGCCUUCACAGGCCUCACCAAUCUCCUCCGGCUGCACCUCAACUCCAACCGCCUGAGAACCCCAUCCUGGGUCUGGAGGAUAGGAACUUCCAUCCCCUCUCCAGGCUCCACAGCCUGGUCCUGGCAGGAAUGGGGCUACAGGAGGUCCCCUCUGAAGCCUUCCAAGGUCUUGAAUACCUGGAACCCUCGGCUCUCCUACAUUGACCGCGGGGCCUUCACGGACAUGGGGGGACUGCGGACUUUGCUGGUUCACAACAAUGACAUCAGCCUGCUUUCUCACGAGGUGCUGUCGUCCUUCCCCAGUCUGGACGAGGUGAGCCUGCACAGCAACCCCCUGAGGUGUGACUGCCUUGCAACCUGGGGGCCAGCUCUGGGGAACCGCUCUACCCUCAAGCUGUUAGAGUCCCAGAUGACACUGUGCUCCUCCCCGCCCCACUUGGUAGGCCACAGCCUGCAGGAAGUAGUGAGUGGCAUUUGGAAUGUGGGUACAGCCUAUAACAGCUGUCUUCCCCACAUCUCUCCACACACCUUCCCCCCACAGCUCAACGUCACUGCUGGACGACCUCUGGUCCUCAACUGCUGGGCCCAGGCAGAUCCGGCCCCCCAGUUCUACUGGGUCACGCCCACUGGGGACAAGGUUACCUCUGAGACAGGAGGGCUGGGGAUGGCAGAGGGGCGGGGCAGGAGGAAGCACUACCUGCAGGAACCCGGAGCCCUGGAGGUUCUUCAUGUGGAACCGGAGGAUGCAGGUCUGUACACGUGUGUGGCGUGGAAUGCCGAAGGUGCCGACACACGCAGUGUCUCUGUGUGGGUGGAGAAGGGGGAAGACUGGCAGGAUGGCAGGGUGAGUGGCAGUGGUAGGUCCAGGGGCCCCGGUUCAGUCAACACCACCACUGGGUCCCUGGUGGUUCUGGCCAAGAUCAUCCAUGCCCAGUCUGUGGUUCUGGAGUGGAAGCUGUACCCAUCCUCUUCCGUUCCCUCCUCCGUGGGGGCUCACGAGGUGCCCCAGCUGCCCCAGCCCCGCUGGGCCAGUGCCACCAUGAGCAUUCACAACCCCCAGAUCAGUUACAGUGCCCAGGUGCCCGUGGACGUCCAGGAGUACAACCUCACACACCUGCUUCCCUCCACUGAGUACCGGGUCUGUUUGACCGUUGCUGCUGCCGCCCCCGCCUACACCUCUGCUCAGCCCCACACCCAGCGCUCCUGUCUCAACAUCACCACCAAAGAAGCCAGCUUCGCUGUGGAGAUGGUGGCACAGCCUGCAAACGUGGCGCUGGCGGCCGUGAUGGGAUCCUUGUUUGCCAUCUGUAUAAUGGCUCUCCUGGUCGUGUAUAUGGGUCGGAGGGUGAAACAGAAGUCCUGCCACCAUUCCCUGAAGAAGUACAUGCAGCACGCCACCUCCAUCCCCCUCAACGAGCUCUACCCACCCCUCAUCAACCUCUGGGAGAGUGAAGCGGAGAAAGAGAAGGAGGGCUCAGUGGACCCCCCUGGGUCGCAGAUAGACACUUCCAAGACUUACAUGUGGUAGUGGAGGACUGGAAGAGAGACUACAUACUCUCAAGAAGAAGUUUAUGAACUGUUGUGUAUUUAAUCUAGUUUUUCUGAUUCUCAGAUUUAAGAGUAAGAUGUCAUUGUGAAAGAUACGUAUUUUUAGACUGCAAAUCUCUCACUUGUCCUUCCCUUUCGCUCUUUCUCUCAAGCACACUUAGAUAUAUUGUUGAAUAAUCAUCUUAUUGUAAAGCAGUUUUCUUAUAUAAGGAGAUGUGCGCAGCAGGCCAACUAUUAAGUGGCCAAACACCUCCACAGAAAUACAUUCUAAUACCGCAUGUAUUCUAUAUUUUAAUUCUUUAUAUAAUUCACUUCACAGGCAAUAUUUAUGACACCACGUUGAAUUUUUCCCAGAGCGAGAGCACCUUUUAAACUCUGACUUGCCCACUCAUGCUCACAGGUAGAGUCUGGCUGUGGUGGGAUCUCUUGCAUGUCAACUUGCAUGUUCCUCCUGUGUUCUCGGGUCCCUGGUCCUCUCUACCAAGCACACAGAUGUGAGGAGAUCAUUAUUUGUUUUCUUCUCCUCCGCUGUUCGAAAAUGACAGUAUCUGACCUGUUAUGAUUGUGUAUGUUUUAGUAUGUGGUUCUUUACACAGCUGUACACAGCCGUGUGAGAUCAGUGAUCUCUCCGAACAAAUUGAGGAGAAAGGGACCACGUAUAAACGGUUCUGUUUUCUUGCGUUUUCCUCUCCUCCAAUGGAUGAGCAGUUCCAGUACUUACAUCUUAAACUUUAGCUUUAACAAAACCUGACCCAAGCCGAUGAGCCAGCCUGCAAUGGCAGUCAGGCUCACGCUAUUGUGCUUUCACAGGGAGCACUGCUGUUAUUGUUACACAUAAUAGAGAAACGGCGUCUGAAUGUACAUGUAUGUUUUAUUUCACUAGCCAUUCAUUUCCCUUGAUUUCAGCAGAAAUAGUUUCUUCAUGAUAUUUACAUAUAAGCCUAUGCAGCUUUGAUCAGUUCCCUUCACUGUAAGUUUACCUCUUAAUAACCUUUCUAACUAACAUUGAUCAGGAUGCGUUAUGCAGACUGGUUUAUUUUCACUGCAUGGACAGUUAGUUGGUCACCUUGACACAGUGUAUCUUCACUCACACAGUGAACAUUUUAAAUGCUCAAUUUUUGUCAUCUCCACUUCAACACUUAAUUUACUUGGUAAAUAGAUGUUUUGAGGAUAUCGGUUAGAGGUUGCACAUUAAAGCAGUAAUUCAUUGCAUGUCUUUGCACUCUUGUUUCUUGACUGUUUUAAACCAUGUAUGUCAUACUACAUAGCAGUUAACCAGGUGAAGAUGGACUAUCUGUUUAAAGUGCAGUGCACCUAACCAAAUGUACCCUAGCAACCAAAACAUCAGUACCAGACUACUCAUACUACUUCAGGAAACAUGUAUUGGGCAUUAAAAUUUCAUGUGGGGGAAUCUCUUUUUAUGCUUAUUGUAUUACCUAAUGGAGUUAUUCAUUGGGUUAAACGGUUAUUGCUACGUUUAUUUAUUUAGUCUAUAUUUCGAAACCAAUAAUGGAGAGUGAGAUUACAUCCCACGCUUCUGUUUAUGAAUAUAAUGAGGUGUACAAUCAAAUCCAAGGAUUUUCAUUUAGACAAUUAUUAAUUUGAUUAUCUGUGUAUGAUGAUUUUAUAGCCUAUUGUUCCACAGGUGCUGGUAAAUACAUAUUUUGAUCAACAAUAAACAAGAAGGCUUUGGUAAAACGAGACUAAUAAAUCAGGGUGAAUUUGGAAAUGAGAUGUUAACAGGUGUAAGAACUCCCUCCGGCGGUAGAAGACUGAAACAGCGCAGUGUCCUGUUCUGUAAUGCCGUAGUAUACGAUAUGCUAUUUAAUUAGGUAAGAGUUGACAGACGUGGUAUGCAGGGUAUUUUGUAACAUUAAGUUUAUUGUUAUAUUUAAAUCAACGUUUAGUAUAUUACUCAACAGCACUACGUGUGAGUGGUCUAUUGUUAAGGGUGACUGUGUCUGCGGAGAUUUCAAAUUAAUAAACUUCAGUAUC
Molecule: messenger RNA, 3833 nt
Organism: Hypomesus transpacificus
Lineage: Eukaryota; Metazoa; Chordata; Actinopteri; Osmeriformes; Osmeridae
Exons: 4
Coding region: 1-1818 (605 amino acids)
Molecular function (GO): protein binding
Source: RefSeq, a predicted model, not a curated record